CGCUUUCUUCGGCCCCGGGCUAUGCCCACCUCUGCGGGGGCUCGGACCCGCACCAAAGCCCGGGAGGGCGUAAGCGAGCAGGCGUCCCAUGCUUCGGCAGUCCCAGGGCCGCGCCCGCAGCUGCUCCUGGGCUGUCGGGUGGGAAGGAGGGAGGCGCGGGCGCGAGAGGAGAAGCACGCGAUCCCUCCGCUGCCGUGGGGGCUCCACGGGGAAAUGGAGGGAGAAAUAAAGCGAGCAGUUGUGAACGUCCGUGGGGAGAAGUGGAGACCGAAAAGGCUGGGCGGCAGCAACCCAGAACCUGGUCUCCAAGGGGCUUCUACUCCGGGAGGGAGGCCGGGGCCGGAGGGGACCCCGACCGCUUCGUCUGCCCUUCUCGGCCCGGAAGCCGGCCGAGCCGGGCCCCGAGACCCUCGCCCACUGCCCGGUCCCGGAGUCAGGCCAGCCUCGGGCCGCCUCUCCCUAUCCUGGCACCCGGCACCCCACCCCAUUCCUCGGGCAUCAGCAGAGUCCCCCGGCGAGGCGACCACGCCCCAGCUGGGGAGGAGGAAGAAGGGGGGCGCAGGCCGGGGAGGGUCACCUCCGCGCCGCGGCUCCUCAGCUCCCAGGGAGUCGCCCGGACUGGCUUGCCGGUGGCCGUGGGAAUGAGCGUGUCCCGAGGCGGCAGCUGCUGCGGGGAAUAAACCCGGGAGAAGCCGCGAGACUGACUGAAGUCGGCCAGGAACACACGGCGCGGCGGAGCCGCGGGCGUCCAACCCCAUCCCUUCUCGGGCGAUGCCACGGGGAGCCCCCCGCGCCUUCCACAGCCCAGGGCGCCCGCCCGAGGGACUGGGGCUGGAAUCCCGCUGCGCCGGUGCCCUGGCUUCGCGGGCGAGGAGGAGGAGGAGCAGGAGGAGGAGCCGCGGGUGAGGCGCGGGGCCACCGCCCACCCGGCCCGGAGGAGGCGGACCCACUCGGAGCGCCGCGCGCGCGCCGGGGCUGAGCCUUGCAAACAAGUGUCUGUGCGGUGUCUCCGCGGCCCUCCUCUCGCCGGGGCCGCUUCCUCCGGGUAGGAGGGAGGAAGGGAGUCCUCGCCGCGCGGCCCGCGAGCCGCCCCCGCCCUCGACCCGGGCAUCCCCGCGCGGGGGCCCUGGACUCGAGUAGGCUGCCAGGCGCAGCGACACCGGGUCGCGGUGCUAGAGGCUCCUGACAGAAAAACGUGCGUGGUUGUCCCCACCCCUGGGAGGGGUUGCCGGUGCCGCGCGCGGCCGCCCAGUUGCCAGCGCUCUCUCCUGGGAGGAUCCGCCGCCGGAGGAAGGAGUGGACCCAACCUGGCCGCGGCGCAGAAGUGGCUCCCGAGGAAGCCGGCGCCGGCGCCGCCGCCUCGUGUCCCCUCGGGGCGCAGUGCUCGGGGGUCGGCGGGCCGGAGCCGAGGCGCAGCCGGGGAGCCCGGGGCUGCGGGGCCGAGCGGGCAGCCGCGCGAGGGGGCGGGCGCUCGGCGACCCGAGGUCCGGCUGGGUUGAGCCCCGCGCCCCGGGACGCGGGCUGGAAGCGACGGAGGAGCGCUGCCGCGGGCUGCGGACCAGCGCCGUCUCCCCACGGAGCGGGGCUUCUGCUAUGACAGUUGGGCUCCCCGGAGGGUUAACCUGGGUGUCCUCGGCAAAGUUGUCGCCGAGCCGGGAGCCCGUGUAGGGGCCGCGGCGCCGCGGCUCGGGGGGCGGCCGGGCGGCCGGCGGCGGUCGUGGCUCGGCGGGGCCCGCGCGGCCGGGGGGCUCCUGGGGGUGUGCGCCCCCAGCCGGCUGCCCUCGUGGAUGCCUCCCGGCGGCGGCGGGCCCAUGAAAGACUGCGAGUACAGCCAGAUCAGCACCCACAGCUCCUCCCCCAUGGAGUCGCCCCACAAGAAGAAGAAAAUCGCGGCCCGGAGGAAAUGGGAGGUGUUCCCGGGAAGAAACAAGUUCUUCUGCAACGGGAGGAUCAUGAUGGCCCGGCAGACGGGCGUCUUCUACCUGACGCUCGUCCUCAUCCUGGUCACUAGCGGACUCUUCUUCGCCUUCGACUGUCCAUACCUGGCAGUGAAAAUCACUCCUGCCAUCCCCGCAGUCGCCGGCAUCCUGUUCUUCUUUGUGAUGGGGACCCUGCUCCGCACCAGCUUCAGCGACCCGGGAGUCCUCCCACGAGCCACGCCUGAUGAAGCCGCCGAUCUGGAAAGGCAAAUAGAUAUCGCAAACGGCACCAGUUCAGGGGGGUACCGCCCGCCUCCCAGAACCAAAGAAGUCAUCAUCAAUGGCCAGACCGUGAAACUUAAAUACUGUUUCACCUGCAAGAUUUUCCGGCCCCCUCGCGCCUCCCAUUGCAGCCUUUGUGAUAACUGCGUAGAACGGUUUGAUCACCACUGUCCCUGGAUUAAAGGAUCCUGGUCAAAUAAAAGAGGUAAAGAAAAUUACAAUCCCUACAGCUACGGAAAUAUCUUUACCAAUUGCUGUGUUGCCCUGUGUGGGCCCAUCUCACCAAGCCUAAUUGACAGAAGAGGGUACAUCCAGCCCGACACGCCGCAGCCAGCAGCACCCUCCAGCGGUAUCACCAUGUACGGGGCCACGCAGUCACAGAGCGACAUGUGCGACCAAGACCAGUGCAUUCAGAGCACCAAAUUCGUUUUGCAGGCCGCGGCCACCCCCCUGCUGCAGAGCGAGCCCAGCCUCACCAGCGACGAGCUGCACCUACCCGGGAAGCCCGGCCUGGGCACGCCCUGUGCCAGCCUCACACUGGGCCCGCCCACGCCACCCGCCUCCAUGCCCAACCUGGCCGAGGCCACGCUCGCGGACGUGAUGCCCCGGAAAGAUGAGCACAUGGGCCACCAGUUCCUGACGCCCGAUGAGGCGCCCUCACCCCCUAGGCUGCUGGCGGCGGGCAGCCCCCUGGCGCACAGCCGCACCAUGCACGUGCUGGGCCUGGCCAGCCAGGACUCCCUGCACGAGGACUCUGUGCGUGGCCUGGUGAAGCUCAGCUCUGUGUGACCCGUGUGGCCCCGGGCUGGGAGGCACCAGAGGCUCCUCCACGGGCAGCAGGAGUGAGCGGAGGGGUGUGCUCCACAGCAACUCUCCCAGCCAAUGCCACGGUGGAGAUGACAGCCCCAGGUCCGGGGGACAGAGACCACUUAGAAUGGCACAGGGCGGCCGGCCCCGGAUGCUGAGAGCUUGGUUUCAUUUGAAUUUUCUUCCCCAACCUGAGUGCUUUGACACCAAUGGAAAUAGAGAAGUCGCUGCUUUCUUUUGGUGGUCCUGGGGACGGGGACCCUCCAGGGGUAGAAUCGGAGUGUGUCUGCCCGCCCUUGUGAUAGACACACAGAAGGCUUCUGACGCUUGUGGCCAGAUUGCAACUGCACUUACAUGUUAUGCUACUAAUAUUUGAAACAGACAUGCCAUUCCAUUUGUUAAUUAAAAAAAAAGAAAAAAAAAUCCUAAAGGGAAAAAACCGACCAGGUGUGGAUCUGCAUGCCACGCUGUCGUCUGUGUUACAGUGGUGUUGCUGUUUCCAAGAAAGUGCUGCUUUCUUUUUCUUUUUUUAAUUUUGUGAAUUUUUAAGUGCUGUUUUGUUGGAAGACAGUGCAACGAACCGAGACUAAUGGACAGUGUCCUCACUCAGCUUACUGGGCUGCGUGUGGCGUCUGUGGAAAGGUGGCACCAGGGCUGCAGAGGGCGGCUGGGGUUCCAUCGUGUCGGGGGUCAUUUCACUUUCUGUUUGGCCACUCUAUGAGGUCUCGUGUUGAGGUAUUGUGUGCGGCGCCCCCCACAGUCUUCACCUCCGUGUGUGAUGAAACUUCCUGUGGACAGCCAAUAAAAUGACGUCCUCUGUUAUUCUGGAUCUGCUUACGGUUAUCCUUAAUAGCAUAAAUGAAAACAAAAUCAUCCAGAUGGGGAGAGUUUUUUCUUGAAAUAUCCCUAGCGAGGAAUGGUCCCCAAACAACCGAAAGUCAAAUCUUUGAACUGGGAGAUAUUUAUAGAAUGAUUUCAUAGAUAAGAGGUGAGCUUUCCAUCAUUUGUUUUCUUUAAUUAUCUCUUUUUGACACCAUCUUAGUGGAAUUUGCUCUACGUUUGCAGUUUGCCGCGCAACAGUUGAUCGGAAGUAGGGAGGGGGAGGGGACGCUCAGGGAGAAGGGGUUCUGUCGGGCGCCUUCUGGGCUUCCUUCCGUGUUAAUGUGUCACUCAAUCCCAGAAGUGCAACUUGAGGUCCUAGUAAAGGUAUCAGAAAAUGAGGAGGAGAAAUCGGCUUACGGUUUGGGCUGAGAUCAUAUAGGUCAUCAUCCUUCCCUGGACACUAAUCAGAAUGAAAUUAAGAAAAUGACCACUUUGUUGACUUUCACUGAUCGCCUAGAAGGGAACUGGCUCUGUACUUAGGAAGUGUGUCACUAUGGAAGCAGCCGCAGGGGACACAGCAACUCCUCUCCUGACUUCUUUCCAGACCAUAAAUCUAACAGCUAAAGCUACUCAAGUUCAAAGCCAUGGCCCUGCUCCUUAUAACCGUAUGAAAGACAAGGCACAUUGACCAUUGAUACAAGUAACCCCAAAUGAUUUGCAUUUAUGGAAAAAGGCUGUUUCUCCUGAGAAAGAGUUGCCAUUCUAUAUAAAAGAAAAGAAGACAGGAAAAAGAAAAGCACACAAGUGUUAUUUGGAAUGAAGGCAAUUCACAGGGCACAAAAUAAUUCGUGUUGAAAAGGCCUGCAGAGUUCUUGCACUGUGAUAUCUUCGAGCCAUCUUUAUUUUCACACUGCAUGCACGUAUAGAAAAUGGAAUAGGUCCAUUCUGUGUAACCAUUUUUGAUUUUAUGAACCACCUAACUACUUGUACCCACCUGCAAUUUGUAAUUAGUGGGGCAGUGCCGUCCUUACACAACCACACCCGCACACAGGCACCAACUCACAAGGAUUCUCCUUGCCUACGCUACCUGUGAGGUUAAAGUGACAGCCCCACAAAGGAGCUUCCACAACUUCCCAAACCGUCUCUGCUCCUUGCCUCCUUCCAUCUGCUCCCCAGAGGCCCCAGGAAGGAGUUGGCCCUGAUGAGAAGGGUGUUCCAUGGGUGACCGUGAAUCCAGCUCAGCCCUCACUCUGGUCCCAUGUGGCCCAGUCCAUUCCCAACUCCUUCCCCUGGAAAGGAAAAUCAUGGUCUUCAGAGGCCUCCCGCUUCUAACAUUUCCUAAUUCGGUGGUUGCCACUCUCCUGUGACCAGCCCUUCUUCCCACCUAAUUAUGAAAAAAUCCCAGAAGCCAGGAUCACGACUCACUUGUCUUCACAUAGUGGAUAUUUACUUAAUAUUUAUUAUCAAUUUCCCCACCUCCAACCCUGUCCCUGGUACACACUUGGCAUCAUUUAUCCAAUAGGGGAUUGGGAAUUUUGGUGAAAUGAAUCAAGGCUAUUCAGGGUCAAGAGGGAGAUUAACUUGAAUGGGCCAAUUUGCUAGAUAAUUAAUGUCUUAAAAACCAAAACCAGAGAGAAGCCCACAGCCCUGUCCCCUGUGGCUUGAGAAAGAAACCCAGUGUCAGAGGACUGAGCGAUGAUGCCCCCAGGGGCGCCCACUUCUGUUGGGCAGGAGGGAUGGUCGGAGGGGCGGCUCACCUGGCGAGGUGAGGGCUCUGCAUUUCCUAUGAACCUAUAUGUGACAUGUACAUAAAUAUGUAUACACUUAUGUUUGUAAAUGUUGAAUGGUUCCUUCUAGCUGUGGCUGAAUAGAUGUUGGUGUUUCUAACUUCUUUCAGUGUGUUAGCAAUUGAUUACAUGCUACCAUAAAAAGUAAGGUAAAUAUUUUACCAUGCUAUUAAAGCUUGGACCAUUAUCAAACACACACAAACACACACUCAUUCUGCUGUUUAAAAAUUCAUCUGCGUUCAUUCUCCCAGGAGUGCCCCAGGGGGACCACAGGUUUCCUGGCACUUGAAGGCUGAACUGAGCGUGAGUGCCCUGGUCCCCAGGAAGCAGGGGGAUGCUGCAGGAAGGCGGCAGGCAGCCUGCAUCCGGGAGGGCACAGUGACCUGUCACUCCGUUCUGCAGAAAUUGGCCCAGCAAUUGCGUUAUGCCCAUUCAAAAGAUGCUUGUUCCAGCUUUCCAAGUGUGAUGAUUUCAGCCUGUGAGGACAAUGCCAUGUCCCGACCCUAAGCCAGCAAAAUGCGAAAUCUGUGUUCUGGCCCAGAAUGGCACAAGGGAGGAGUCUUUUCAGAGUUCCAUGCCACCCCGCAGCUUACUGCGGCCUUCGCCUGUUCUGUCUAGGAUUGCCAGCUGGGGCUCCAAGUGAGGAGCAAACGUAUUUUAUGAGCCAUGUUCCUGCGGAAACCUGAUGGGCCAGGCCCUCUGUGGCUUUGAAAGCCCCUAAGCUAUUGACAUCCUGGGCCUGGGCCUUCUUGUCUGACUCAACAGCAAGAAACAUAAACUUGCCAAAAUUGGCAAUAGGUGUCCUUGACACAGGGACUUGUGAUGGCAUUGCCCAGAAAAUGCUGGAACCAGAACUGGUCAGAGACUUUGAAGGGCACAGCCUGGCAGGCAGGUCUCUGCCCACCCCACUACCCUGCAGCAAACGCUUCUCUUUAACCUGACUUUUCCCUUCAGACCUCAGCCUACAACCAUCCUCUUCAUGCCAGGAACCGACUGCUUCUCAGCCUCGGCUUAGGGUUUUGAGUUCACCAGAAGGGAUCAGGGGUUUGCGUUAAUAUAAGGAAUCUUCCCAGAGGGAGUUGCCCUUCAUUCAUCCACAAGAGUACAUUGAGUUCAUUUAGUUGUUGACCAGGUAAGAAAAGAAUAAAGGAGAACAAAUAUUAAAUAAUAUUUUCUAAUUAAUGCCUUACUACUGUUUUGAAGCUGAGCCGAAAUCAAAUCGAUGUUUACAUUUUCUAUCAAGUACAUAUGAGCUGUGGGAGUCUAGCAUAUUCUUGUCCAAAAGAGAGAGACUUUCAAAUUAAUUCGUAUUCCUCCUGGUUCCCUCCACCUAUUCUGGAGGUCUGCAUGUGGCGUUGUAUGCUGUUUUCCAAGGUACCUCAUUAAAAAAAAAAAAAAAAAA
Molecule: messenger RNA, 7019 nt
Organism: Piliocolobus tephrosceles (Ugandan red Colobus)
Lineage: Eukaryota; Metazoa; Chordata; Mammalia; Primates; Cercopithecidae
Gene: ZDHHC14
Product: zDHHC palmitoyltransferase 14
Exons: 7
Coding region: 1788-2990 (400 amino acids)
Biological process (GO): protein targeting to membrane; peptidyl-L-cysteine S-palmitoylation
Cellular component (GO): endoplasmic reticulum; Golgi apparatus
Molecular function (GO): protein-cysteine S-palmitoyltransferase activity
Source: RefSeq, a predicted model, not a curated record